This is a messenger RNA of Camelina sativa (false flax), 521 nucleotides long. RefSeq lists its product as uncharacterized. Lineage: Eukaryota; Viridiplantae; Streptophyta; Magnoliopsida; Brassicales; Brassicaceae. The record is from RefSeq and is a predicted model, not a curated record. Gene Ontology annotation, molecular function: nucleic acid binding.
CUCUGCCUUGUACACGGAGAGAAACGUCGGUUUGUUCAGCUCCGUAAUAAGCACUAGCUAUUUCGAGGAAGGUACACAGAGACUGGGUGGGAGCAGAGACAAAUAUUCAAAGGAGGAUAAAAACAGAAAAGUCUCAAAAUAGUGAAAACGUGUCCAACGUUAUGGGCGAGUCCUCUGGAUCAAGCAAUUCAUCGGCUGCUAUCGAUUCUUCUAACAUUGGUUUUCAGCUCCUAAAGAAGCAUGGCUGGAAGGAAGGUACUGGUCUUGGAAUCGCUGAACAAGGUAUAUUGGUGCCUAUACAAGCAGAGCCAAAACAUAACAAACAAGGACUAGGAUCUAAAAAACCAGCUAAGAGAAAAGCGGCGGCACAGCCUCGGGUUACAGAUUCUGAAGAAGUAUCAAAGACGACGAACAAGAAACUCUCUAAGAAAUUGCGGAAGACGAUCGAGCACGAAAAACUUUUAGCAGAAAAAGAAUUUGAACGAGCCUUCCGCAUGGAGUUCUGGCCUGAUAAUGUAUAA